AUGGAGCCCACGGGCACGAUCGUCUUCGCGUCCGUCGGCGUCACCAACUUCGGCUUCGACGUCUUCUCCGUCUCCGUCCCUGCGCCCGCGUCCGCCGAUGCCGAGGCCGGCGUCUCCGCCGAGGAGCUCGACGAGCGGCGCCACACGGACGGCGUCUCCGUCAACUUCAACGCGCAGUUCGCGGACGACGCCGGCGACGCGGUCGCGUUCGUGUCCGAGCGGACCGGGGCAGCGAGCCUGUUCCUGUCCCGGCCGGGGUCCGAAUCCGAGCGCCCCGAGCCGCUCCCGGCCGCCGAGGGCAGCCUGUUCCACGACCGCCCCACGGUGCGCGGCGGCCGGGUGUACUUCGUCUCCGCGCACGAGAAGCCGGACCGGCCGUUCCGGAGCUGGGCAGCUGUGUACGCGGCGAGUGUGGGCGCGGACGGCAAGGAGGGGAAGCCCGAGAGGCUCACCCCGCGCGGCGUUGUGGACAUGAGCCCCGCCGUGUCCGCCUCGGGCGAUCUGAUCGCCGUCGCGUCGUACGGCGACCGGCCCUGGGCGUUCGACUUCCGUGUCCUGGAGACGGAGGUGGCCGUGUUCCGCGCGGCCGACCCGUCCCGCCGCGCCGUCGUGGCCGCGCGGGGCGGGUGGCCCGCCUGGCACGGCGACGGCGCGCUCUUCUUCCACCGCGUCGCGGACGACGGGUGGUGGAGCGUCUUCCGCGUGGGCGUCUCCCCGGACACGCUCCAGCCCACGGGGCCCGAGCGCCGCGUCACGCCGCCGGGGCUGCACUGCUUCACCCCCGCCGCACCCGCCGCACUCGGCGGCGGCCGGUGGAUCGCGGUCGCCACGCGGCGGAAGGGCCGGGCGCAGCGCCACGUCGAGCUGUUCGACCUCGAGACGGAGCGCUUCUCCCCGCUCACAGAGCUCCUCAACCCGGGCCUCCACCACUACAACCCUUUCUUCUCGCCGUCGGGCGCGCGCGUCGGGUACCACCGGUUCCGCGGCGCGGGGGCGCCCGGCGACUCGCUGGUCCCGCACCUGCAGCCGGUGCGGAGCCCCGUGCCGUCCCUCCGGAUGCUCCGCGUGAACGGCACGUUCCCGUCCUUCUCGCCCGACGCGGCUCACCUCGCCGUAAACGGCGACUUCUUCAUGACGCCGGGCGUCAUGGUGCUCCGCUCCGACGGGUCCAGGCGGUGGACGCCCCACCGAGCCCGGGGUGGUGUUCACGUCCAUGGGCCCCAUCUUCGAGACCCCGAAGGCGACGGUCUGGAUCUCACGGACGACGACCGCGGGGAGGUGAUCGGCGCGACGGUGCGGCCGCUGACCUGGUCGGAGGCCGGCAACGACGCGUUCCCGGCGGUGUCGCCGUGCGGACGGUGGUUGGUGUUCUGGUCGGGCCGGACGGGGCACAAGAACCUGUACAUCGUCGACACGGUGAGCGGCGAGGACGGAGGCGUCCGGCGGCUGACGGAGGGCGAGUGGAUCGACACGAUGCCGAGCUGGUCGCCGGACGGGAGCCUGAUCGCGUUCUCGUCGAACCGGCACGACCCGUCGAACCCGGCCGUGUUCAGCAUCUACCUGGUGCGGCCCGACGGCUCCGGGCUGCGCCGCGUGUACGUGGCCGGGCCCGAGGGCAGCGCGGAGGCGGACAAGGAGCGGAUCAACCACGUGUGCUUCAGCCCGGACUCGCAGUGGCUGCUGUUCACGGCCAACCUGGGAAGCGUCGUGGCGGAGCCCAUCUCGGGGCCCAACCAGUUCCAGCCGUACGGGGACCUGUACUUGUGCCGCCUCGACGGCUCGGGCCUGCGCCGCCUCACCUGCAACGCCUAUGAGAACGGCACGCCGGCGUGGGGGCCCGCCAGCGCCGGGCUCGGGCUGGAGUCGCUGGCGUUGGGCCCGCCCGCCGGGGAGAACGCCUUGGGCCAGUUCGACGAGCCGCUGUGGCUUACUUGCGACGUCUGA
Molecule: messenger RNA, 1944 nt
Organism: Miscanthus lutarioriparius
Lineage: Eukaryota; Viridiplantae; Streptophyta; Magnoliopsida; Poales; Poaceae
Source: the annotation of a GenBank genome assembly